ACGCCGUCCAAUCACGUGCGCCGCGGCUCUGUUUUGAAUCUCAGUCGCGUUACCGAUUCGUGCUGUUGUGCAGCAAGAGCAUCGUGCGUCGCACGCGAGUUUCUGCUCCUUUAUUCCUCGUUUUCCUCACUUUUUUAAAAGUCAUUGUUAGCCAUGGAUUUCGACGCGAUGAAAUACGCGGAGCUACGCGUCCUCGCGAAGGAGCUGGGUCUGAAGGCUAAUAUGAAGGCCGACAAGUUGCAGAAAGCCAUUAAGAAGCAUUUCCAACAACAAAAUGCUAGAGAGGAAGACAAGUUAGAAAAGAUGGUGGCCGAUGUUACUGUUGCUGAAGUGAAGGCGGACGAGUCCAAGGUGGUGCCUUGCAGCUCCUCGGUGUUUGUGAACACACGUCGAGGCAGAGCGAACACCAAAAAGCAGAGAGUCCGUGACUCAGAUGCUAAACCGGAUGAUGAGGAGGACGGUGAAGUGGCCCCGCAGGACCCCGUCUUAAAGAAGAGACGGGAGGGAGAGAAUGAGCCCCUGGUCGAGUCUUCAAGCUCGAGCAGUCGAGUUCAGAAUGAUGCCAAGGAUGAAGCAGAUCGCGUUCUCCGUGUGGCCAAAGCUCCUAAAAUCCCUCGUUACAAGGGGCAGCGGGUGAAGAAGGCAGCCCUGAAACCAACCACCCCCAACUUCCAAAAACUCCACGAGGCCCAUUUCAGCAAGAUGGAAUCCAUCGACGACUACGUGCAGAGGAAGAAGAAGACCAAUAUGGGGCCUGUCCAACAACUCAAGGCGGCGAAGGACGCCGACGUGUCCCUGUUCAGCCCCGCCCUCUACAGGAAGAAGAAUCCGCUGGCGGAGGCCAAACCAGAUUCCAAAAACAAGAUGCUUGAGAAACAGAAAGACGCCGCAUUCAAGCCCGUCGUCCUUUCGACAAGAAGGAUUAACGUCAGGUUCUCAGAGGCGAGCUCGCAGGCGAAGACGCCGCCGCGCAUGUCGCUGGCCUUGGCCGUCAGCACGCCCAAGCAGCAGACGGGAAGAGAGAGGAAAUCCGCUGCUUGGUCUGCCACCAGACCUUCAGCAUCCUUUGUGUUCACCGGCAACACGAGCGUCACUCCAGGGACGCAGAAGAAGUCAGCUUUCGACCUGAAGGCCAGCCUGGCCCGGCCGCUCACCUACAAGCCUCACACGGGGAAGCUGAAGCCGUUCGUGGACGAAAACAGCGCCCGCAAGUCUUUGCUCGCGGACUCUCGAAAAAACUACAAACAGCACCAAGUGCAGACCAGGGACGAGAGACACGCCAAACUUGCGGAAGAGCGCAAAGCAAAGAAGUCCAACUUAAUCUGCGCGCGGCGAGGCCUGGUGAUGAUGUAAACUUUUGGACCCCAUCUUCUUCUUGUAAAUAUGUCGUCUGUCUCGUUUUAAGGAUCUUAUGGUUAUUAUUAUUUUAUCUUGCGCGCCAUCGAUUUGAGCACAUUGACGUUGAUGAUGUUAUUAAAAGCCCGGUAUGUUCUUUCGGGUGCUUUGUUGUUGUUUUCACAAUAAAAAGGCUGCAAUUCA
Messenger RNA from Syngnathoides biaculeatus (alligator pipefish), 1539 nucleotides. Its product is annotated as nucleolar and spindle-associated protein 1-like. The record is from RefSeq and is a predicted model, not a curated record. The coding region runs from base 154 to 1353 and encodes 399 amino acids. The transcript has 11 exons. Gene Ontology annotation, biological process: mitotic cytokinesis; mitotic chromosome condensation; establishment of mitotic spindle localization. NCBI's taxonomy places the organism in Eukaryota, Metazoa, Chordata, Actinopteri, Syngnathiformes, Syngnathidae. Gene Ontology annotation, cellular component: mitotic spindle; microtubule; nucleolus. Gene Ontology annotation, molecular function: microtubule binding.